Messenger RNA from Annulohypoxylon truncatum, 2175 nucleotides. Its product is annotated as glycoside hydrolase family 47 protein. NCBI's taxonomy places the organism in Eukaryota, Fungi, Ascomycota, Sordariomycetes, Xylariales, Hypoxylaceae. Gene Ontology annotation, molecular function: calcium ion binding; mannosyl-oligosaccharide 1,2-alpha-mannosidase activity. Bases 93 to 1856 code for a protein of 587 amino acids. The transcript is spliced from 4 exons. Gene Ontology annotation, cellular component: endoplasmic reticulum; Golgi membrane. Gene Ontology annotation, biological process: N-glycan processing; carbohydrate metabolic process. The record is from RefSeq and is a predicted model, not a curated record.
GCUGUUCAAUUUAUCACUGUUUUCCUCAAUUUGGUUCAUGUUUUUCUUGUAUUAUAAGACAUUUAACUUUUUUAUUCAUCGAGACUUGAAUAAUGGGCCAUUUGAUACGCAAAAAUCGCGAUAAAUUGAUCUUGACGGCUGGAGUACUAGUAAUAUGGUGGUCGCUUACAACUUUUCUCCAUGGCGCAUCUAAGUCAGAAUUUGUCAGUCUCCAACGGCACAUGAACAGCGAAGUAACAUCUUCACGACACGUUCAAGGUAGUAGCUUUGACUGGAGUCGUGUAUCCUUCCGCUACCCACCCGGUUCAAUGACGGUAAUCCCUAUGGGUAAUCCUUCUCACACCCUCCCAGCCAUCCAAGCCGAAUUCUCGUCGGAAGGGUCCCUAGCCAUGAACCUUCGGGAGAGAAGACGGCGGAAAGUUAAAGAUACCUUCACAAACGAUUGGGGGGCGUAUAGGAAAUAUGCUUGGAUGAAAGAUGCCUUAAAGCCCCUAUCCAUGGGCUAUCAGGAUCAGUUUAGUGGAUGGGCUGCUACGCUGGUCGAUUCGCUCGAUUCUCUCUGGAUUAUGGGUCUUAGAGAAGAGUUUGACGAGGCCGUCGAUGCAGUUGCUGGGAUAGAUUUCGGAAAAUCCACUUCCGGGAGAGUUAAUACCUUCGAAACGAAUAUUCGGUACUUGGGCGGCUUGAUGGCUGCUUAUGAUCUCAGUAAGCGACCGGUAUUGCUUACCAAAGCUGUUGAACUUGGAAACCUGCUGUAUGGUGCUUUCAACACGGAGAAUCGCAUGCCUGUUGACUUCAUAGACUUCGAUGCAGCUAAAAGAGGAGAGGGCCUGGUCGUGGAAGGGUCGGUCGUUUCUGCUUCGCCUGGAACGAUAUCGCUUGAAUUUACGCGGUUAUCACAACUCACAGGCGAUCCUAAAUACUACGACGCCAUUUCACAUGUGAUGGACGUCUUUUACGAGGGACAAAACAAGACACAGCUCCCAGGACUCUGGCCCAUGAUGGUAUCAAUGAGUCGGCAAGAUGUAAUCUCAGGAAACCAAUUCACUCUUGCCGGUUGCGCAGAUAGCCUAUAUGAAUACCUACCAAAGACGUACGCACUUCUGGGCGGCCACGAACUUAAAUACGAGGUUAUGAGCAUAGGAUUCAUGGAAGCUGCUAAGAAGCUACUAUUUAGGCCUAUGAUUCCUGGUGGUGAAGACAUACUUAUGCCGAGUAGUGGAUGGGUCGAUGAAAACGGACGCGUCUACCUCGAUGAAGAAACAGAACAUCUAGCAUGCUUUCUUGGGGGAGUAUAUGCUCUAGGCGGGAAGUUAUUCAAUAGAGGAGAGUAUGUCGAUAUUGGUAGCAAGCUGACGCUAGGUUGCGUCUAUGGUUAUCAAUCCUUCCCUAAUGGAAUGAUGCCUGAGAGGGUUAAUAUGGUUGCUUGCAAAACCAUGGACGGCUGCAAGUGGGAUACGCAACAUUUCGACGAGGAAAAGAGGAAGCGGCCUGAGUACAAGGAGCACCUACCUUUAGGAUUCACCACUGCCAAAGACCCUCGUUACAUUCUUAGGCCGGAGACUAUAGAAAGUGUAUUCAUCAUGUAUCGCGUGACUGGAAGUCCUAAAUGGCAGGAUCUGGGCUGGGAGAUGUUUACAGCAAUAGAAAACGGCACCAAGACCGAGCUAGGAACGCACGCGGCGGUGGAGGAUGUCACCCGGGCUAGUAAACCACUGCCGCAAUCUGAUUAUAUGGAGAGCUUCUGGCUUGCAGAGACUCUGAAGUAUUUUUACUUGCUCUUCAGUCCUCCUGAUAUAAUCAGCCUAAACGAAUACGUGUUCAAUACUGAGGCUCAUCCUUUCUCGAGGUCUUAAGACUUAGGGGUAUUAUCUAGGUUUAUCUACAUAUGUAGGUAGCUUAUACGAAUGUUACUUUAGUAUGUGUUUUGGCACGCCGGCUUGUAGGUCCUCAGGAUAUAUAUUCAGGGGGUCGAGUAACCGAACUUAAUGAUAUGCGUUUUUGGGCAAAACAAAAAUGUUUGUGCUUUUAAGAAUAGUCUCGAAUAGUUAGUUUGUAAGAUUACUCGAGCCAUAUUGAAACAAUUUCGGAGAUGUUAGGCGGUGGCAGCUCCGGUGUGUUCAGGAAGAAUAGGUAUUCUUAUUCCAUAAUAUAUAUAAGUACUUAGGUAGGUAG